UUCAAUGCUGAUGUUGCUGCGGCUGCGGCUGCUUCUGAUGCUGAUGAUGAUGAUGAUGAUUACAAUGACGACAAGCUCAGAGUUACAAGCACACUCCAGAGCGAACUUUGGGCGGGAGUUCGGAAGGAUGUCGGAAACGUGCUUGUCGAUGGGGGUCAGGCCGAGUGGAGAAGACAGAUCGAGGGAGGCAAUUUGAGAGUAGCACGGCAGUCUUGGAAGGCUUAG
Protopolystoma xenopodis is the source of this 225-nucleotide messenger RNA. Lineage: Eukaryota; Metazoa; Platyhelminthes; Monogenea; Polystomatidea; Polystomatidae. The record is from the annotation of a GenBank genome assembly.